Molecule: messenger RNA, 1680 nt
Organism: Ruditapes philippinarum (Manila clam)
Lineage: Eukaryota; Metazoa; Mollusca; Bivalvia; Venerida; Veneridae
Product: alpha-L-fucosidase-like
Exons: 8
Coding region: 79-1596 (505 amino acids)
Biological process (GO): fucose metabolic process; glycoside catabolic process
Cellular component (GO): lysosome
Molecular function (GO): alpha-L-fucosidase activity
Source: RefSeq, a predicted model, not a curated record
AGUAUUCCGAAAGCGGAUCAUGUGACGUUUUGUAAUGUAAACAAACCGGUCACAAACUAUUAGAAGUUACUAGGAACAAUGAAACUCUUGAUUGCUAUUGUGUUGUUCGUUUACUCACUUGCACAGGGAGAAAGAUACACUCCAACAUGGGAAAGCAUUGAUGCAAGACCGCUGCCAUCGUGGUAUGAUGAAUCAAAACUCGGAAUCUUUGUUCACUGGGGUAUAUUUUCUGUUCCCAGUUUUUCUUCAGAAUGGUUUUGGCAUGACUGGAAAAUGUCAAAACUUCCGGGAAUUGAACAGUUCAUGCAAGAAAAUUACAAACCAGGUUUUACAUAUCCAGAUUUUGCAAAGGACUUUUCAACAGAAUUUUUCUUUGCCGAUCAAUGGGCAAGAAUAUUCAAUUCAUCAGGUGCCAGAUAUGUUGUAUUUGUGAGUAAACAUCAUGAGGGAUAUUCAAACUAUCCCUCCAAAUAUUCCUUUAGUUGGAACUCCAUGGAUGUUGGACCUCAGAGGGACAUUGUUGGUGAGCUUGCAGACGCUGUGCGCAGUGGAACUAACAUGCAUUUUGGUCUUUACCACUCACAAUAUGAAUGGUUCAAUCCCCUCUGGCAGAACGACAAGGCAGAUAACUUCACCACACAAGACUUUGUGAAAUACAAGACAUUGCCCGAGUGGUAUGAAAUAGUGAACAAGUAUCAGCCUGACAUUAUUUGGUCAGAUGGUGACUGGGAGGCCACUGAUGACUACUGGCAGGCCAAAGAGUUUAUUGCCUGGUUGUAUAAUGAUAGUCCAGUGAAAGAUAAGAUAGUGAUCAAUGACCGAUGGGGAAAUGGUAUCGGUUGUCGACAUGGUGGUUUCUAUACAUGUGGUGACAGGUAUAAUCCUGGUAUGACUCAUCAUUGUUUACUAUUCGCCUUAUUUUUGUUUACAUACCCAGCUUUUCUUAUGUCAUUUGGUCCACAUUUAAAAGGGAGAAAAGCCAUGACCAUAGACAAAUAUUCCCUUGGGUGGUACCCACGAAAUUUCCCCGGGUUCUUUUUUUUUCUCUCCAUUUGGAAAUCUCUUGUUUCUCCCUGCAGCUGCGGUGGUAAUAUGUUACUGAAUGUCGGUCCUCGUAAGGAUGGUAUAAUCGACCCACUUAUGCAAGAGAGGUUACAGCAGAUGGGAGAAUGGAUGAAUCUAAAUGGAGAGGCAAUAUAUGGUACCCGGCCCUGGACAUACCAGAAUGAUUCAGUCAACCCAGAUGUUUGGUAUACAAACAAAACAACAAAUGGCGUAACUGUUGUCUACGCGAUUUCACUAGUAUGGCCAAAUAAUGGUUCCCUGCAUAUUGCAUCUCCAUUUCCGUCAGUAUCAACCACAGUUGUUUCCCUACUCGGCUACGAGAACAAGCUAAGCUGGAGCCUGGCUUAUCCAAAGGGAAUGAUAAUAGAACUACCAAAGUUAGCUCCAAGCCAGGUACCAGGCCAGUGGGCGUGGGUGUUUAAACUGGAGGGACUCAUCAAGGAGGAGCGGAAGGAACCAUUCAGGAUGCCGAAGUUUAACGUCAACAAACCUCCACAUCCACAUUACUACCCUGACGUCACCUAUAAUUAACUUGUGUGGAAGUUGUUUGAUAAAUUUGUACUGAAGUUGUUAAUUUAUGUGCUCAAAAUAUGAUUAAAUAAAUUGUUACUUUAG